AUGACAGCUGCUGAGUUGGAGAAGUGGCUAAAAGGAGACGACUCCCAGAAAUCCGGUUGGUCCAAAAAUGAUGGCUCAGGAGAAAGUAUCGGCCAUGAAAGUGGAAGGAAGAUCAUUGAGAUCUUGAAGAAGAAUCCCAAAAAAGACCCAUCCAAGUAUGACCAGGAUGACGUUGCCCACAUGAGAAGGGUGGCUGCGUAUAAUAAGCGCCAUCUCGCGCAAGAAGGCAAAGCGAAAGAAGAUACUCAAAGUAAUUCAUAUCGCAGCCUGAAGAAUUGGGGUCAUGAUGCUCAAAAGUCGUGA
Messenger RNA from Exophiala bonariae, 303 nucleotides. RefSeq lists its product as uncharacterized. Lineage: Eukaryota; Fungi; Ascomycota; Eurotiomycetes; Chaetothyriales; Herpotrichiellaceae. Bases 1 to 303 code for a protein of 100 amino acids. The transcript is spliced from 2 exons. The record is from RefSeq and is a predicted model, not a curated record.